AUGGUUUCGCGCGUGCAGUCCAAGCUUCUUACUAAAAAUUCAAGGAAAAAGCAUAAUAGUAACUCCAUUAGUAGCAGCUCCAAGGCUCGCUUUUCCGAUGACGGCAUGCCUACCAAGACGCUGAUACCAUCUGAGCUGGAUGAGGAGAUUGACGACGAUUUAGCAUUCGACAGCGAUGAUGAGAGACUAUAUGGCCAUUUUUUUCAACACCAAGAGAAGGGGAAUCGGUUAAAGAGUAAAAAAAAUGUGGGAAAAAAGGGCAAGUCAUCUAAGGGAAUCGAUCAUUUAGAUGAUGAUGAGGAUAACUUUAUGGAAGAACAGUUUGGUGCGCUUGAGAGAGCGGAGGGCAGGACGAAGAAAUCGAAAGGUGGAUCCCGUGUUACAGAUGAGGAAGACCUCUAUAACUACCAUGAAGACGGUCAAAGUAGCGAUGGGAGUGACUACAUGGACCUUAGUGAUAUGCUGGAUGCAAACCUCUCAGAAAUGAAGGAAGAAGUUGGAAAAAAAAAGAAGUCUUCAAAGAAAAAGACCAAGACGAUUGCAGAGGAUGGAGAGCGGCAGAUUGUGAAAAAGCAGCGCGUGUCAAAACUAACGGAAGAGAAGGAAGCAUUUUUCGGAUCUGCUAUCGCUGCGGAAGAUGGUGUUGCGCAAUCCUACAGUGCUGCUAUUCAGCAAUUCAUCAAUAGUGAAGGCAGCAGCAAAGAGGAGGAGAUCGCACGGAAUCGUCUUGAAGAGGCUUUCAGGAAUAAGCACAAUUUGCUCGCAGUUGAUCUGGAAGAUUCUGAGAAGGAACGCUUUGUUCGGAAGGAAGUUCGUUCUAUUGUUGAUGAAAAUUUGUCAAAGUAUAAGCCACUGCUGCAAGAGCUUAAUAAGAGUAAGCACCUUCAACUUCCCAUGAGAGCACCCGAAAGCAACCCUACACCCUCCUCUCUUGGUGGCAUUGUGGCCGCCUCAGAGGUGUUGUUCAGCGAGAGGGCCCCUGAGGCGUCCAACCCAGCUCAGAAACUAACUUCUAGAAUGAACGAGAUCCUAUCGCGUGCGGGCAUUUCUCGUCGUCAACUUGAAGAAGUGCAUUCUCACGUCUCUACAAGUGACUCUAUCGGCAAUUACGUUUCGUUUAGCAACAGUGGUGAUAACGAAAUCGAAGGUGAAGAUAGUGUAUCACCGGGCGAGUCGUCUUCCAACGCGAAACCACCAUCCGUAGGAUACAUGGCAAAGUUGAAGGCUAUGCUGGCAUACGAGAAUACUCGCCGAAAGAGGUUCAACAGGAUCAAAAGCAAAGCCUACCGUCGCAUUUUGCGAAAGGAGAAGGAUCGCGAAAAGGAACGUCGUCAAAAGGCCUUUGAACUGCUUCACCCGGAGCAAGCACGUAAGAAACUUGCUGAGGUGCUCGCACGUUCGCGUGCAGAAGAGCGUGUCACGCAGAAGCACAAGAAUACGAGUGCGUGGGUUAAGCAUGCUAAGCGGUUUGCUCAUAUUGAUGUCAACGUGAAGGAUGCGUUAAGUGAGCAGAAUAUGCUGCGGCAGAAGCUGAUGCAGAAGAUGGAUGAGGAGGUGGGCAAAGACAACUACGAUCGGUACGUUGCUGGUGCUGAUGGAGACGAUGGGGAGAUGUCCAGUGAAGAGGAACGAGUUGUCGACGAGCUGUUCGCUCAGAUGACUGCAGAUUCACAAUAUUCUACACGAAAGACGGAACCUUUGACGAGCAUCUUGUGGAAAAAUGUGGAGGAUGACGGCGAUGAAGAAGUUCAUAGUCCAAUCACGAGGGCUCGUGCUGAGUUACGCGAAAUGAAGUUCAUGAAGAAUGCUCGGGAGCGUGAGGAGAAGGCGUAUGCUGCAGAAUUAGCCGCAUUACAGGAGGAUAUACAACAGUACCAAAGCACCACUAAUGGUAAAGACGACACUUCUGAUGAGGGUGAUGAUAAAGUUAAUAAACGAAUACGCUCCGCACCAAAUCAUGCUAGUGACAAUAAGGUGACUGGGCCCACCAGCUUAGCGGGUGCCAGCCAAACGUUUCCCGAUUCGUCUAAUUCAAAGCAUCGCGUAGAAGUAAUCAACUUGAGGAAACAACCGGGGCUGCAGGCGACUGAAGUAGAAUCCGAGGCGCAACCGUUGUCCGAUGUCUCCCUCAGCGAAACAAAAGAAUCGAAAAUGAUAGGGAACAACCUCCAUUCAUCUCAUAAGGAAGGGGUGGUGGCAGCAGAGGAUGGGUUUGCCGGGGAGAGAAAGAAAAUGCCGCGGCCCACUCGCAUCACGAUAAAGCCGGAGCCACUGAAGAAACGCGUACGCCCUGUACAAGAAGAUGCCACGCAUCUGGAGGGAGGCGAGCCAGUCACCGCAGACUCUGAUGCUGCUGAGGAACUUCCGUCCGUGCCCAAGGAAGACCUUCGCUUGCAUCAGGAGUAUCUCGUCUCUCGAGCGUUUGCACAUGAUGAAAUAGACGAAGACUUCCUCAAGGAAAAGACUGCCCAAGUCGAGACAAUCAUGAAGCCCGAAGAUGUGAAUGAAAAUUUGCCUGGUUGGGGUGAAUGGGGUGGCACGGACCCUAAGCUGAACAAACGUCACCAAGAGAAGCUCGAGCAUAGUAUGGUUCAAAGGCAAAUUGAAAAAUCAUUUUUGAUGAAGAGCAGAGCUGAUGCCGCAUUGGACCACGUCAUAAUUAACCAUGACGGGGUUGAGCUCGUGCCGGAUCGCAUGACGCUUCACAUGGUCCCACGUCCCUUUUCCAAUGCACAAGAAUUUGCCCGCUUCAUGCGUCAGCCUUUAGGUCCAGAGUGGAGUUCCGCGCUGUCAUUCAAAGAAGGUGUGCAGCCACGCAUUGAGGUACGCCAAGGGCAGAGUGUUCUCCCGUUAGAUUUGAGUUUGAGACGUAAAGCAAAUAAAACAAAACGAAGGAAAAUUGAGAAAAAGGAGAAUAAAAGCAACGAUUAA
This is a messenger RNA of Phytomonas sp. EM1, 2931 nucleotides long. The record is from the annotation of a GenBank genome assembly. Lineage: Eukaryota; Euglenozoa; Kinetoplastea; Trypanosomatida; Trypanosomatidae.